AUGAAAAAUGCUGCCGGCUACCGCUCCCUGGACAGCAUGCUGGGCCUUGUCGUGAACCAGUUCCGCAGAUUUGCCCUGGAUGACUUUGGUGUGAGGAUCUAUGCUUGCUUGAGGCGCUCCUCCGGAGGGAUUGAGAGCGAUACAUGGGUAAUGGUGACGGAGGGCCUGGGUGACGAAGCUCUGCUCUUCGCCUCCAUCAUGCAAAUCUCCUUAAGAUCGCUCGAGGAGAAGGAUGCGAAGAUACAUGGCGGAGAAAUAGCCAGAGAGGGGGUUGAGCUGUACAUGAUCGACCUGGGGGAGAGGCACAAGAUGUACAACGUCCGCGCCGGCCACCUUUGCGCCUUCCACCUCAGCUUGCUGGAGACCUUGGCUGGCAAGAACGCGGACCACGAGCGUGAGGGGGAUGAGUUGGCCUGGUCCCUGGUCUUCCGCUUCUUCCUGGCCAGGCCCUUCCUGAAGGGACUCUUCGCGGAGCUUCCGGCCUACCGAAAGGCCCAGGUGCUCAGCAGCGCCAAAAGCUUCCUCCUUCGCGCCCAGGAGCCGGACUUCGUGCCGGCCCUGUGCGAGAAGCUGCAGCAGUUGCCCACUCGCCUCAGCUGGGACUUUGACCAAGAGGAUGAGACGAAGCACAUCGAAGACUUCAUCGCCUUGCUGUUGCAGUCUGUGGAGCACCUGCACUGCGGGAGGCGUCAUGCAGCUCGGGAGGCGGUGCGGGGCAUUCUGCGGCGCCAUGAGAAAUUCUCCAUGAGGCAUGUCUUGGGUUUCCAGCACGCCUUCGCUUCGACCAUGGCGGAGCUAGAGCCCUUCUCCCACGAGGCCGACACACGCUGGGCCCUGUUCUGCCAGGGAGAGGUCCUGGACGUCAUGCUGAUGGCACCCUUUGCGGAUCGGGUUGACCGCAUAGAGCAGUGGGCUCAAGAGCAGCAAUCCAGACAAGUCAACUUCCUGGCAUGGCAGCGGCUCAUGCAGCAGGCCAAGGUCCCCGAGACGUUGGUUGACAAUGGCUUCCAGCGCCUGCGCCACGACUCCGGGAGGGAGGAUGUCUACUACGACGAGGUGGUGGCCAUUUUCUGUCAGGAGAGCAUGCAGCAUCCCUUCUGGAGCUUUGAAAAGCUCAUGGCGAACUACUGCGGUACCAAGCUGGAUGAAUGGAACUAA
This is a messenger RNA of Effrenium voratum, 1158 nucleotides long. The record is from the annotation of a GenBank genome assembly. Lineage: Eukaryota; Dinophyceae; Suessiales; Symbiodiniaceae.